UAUCUCGAGCAAUAUCGAGAUGGUAUUCGUGAGGAGUUGGAGAUGAAUCAGGUUGCGGUUCAACAGAAACUGCCACAGAAAAUGCAAGAGAUGCUAACGACAAUGGAAUGCAUGGGUGCUGAUCAGUACAGCAACGGUACCGCAACGAGUACACUUGGUGCGGGCGCUCGGGGUGGUUCGUACAUAAAUCAUAUGAAUACUUAUGCGGGAAGGCCGAGGGAGGAUCGUGUCUAG
Anisakis simplex (herring worm) is the source of this 234-nucleotide messenger RNA. NCBI's taxonomy places the organism in Eukaryota, Metazoa, Nematoda, Chromadorea, Rhabditida, Anisakidae. The record is from the annotation of a GenBank genome assembly.